Molecule: messenger RNA, 336 nt
Organism: Pipistrellus nathusii (Nathusius's pipistrelle)
Lineage: Eukaryota; Metazoa; Chordata; Mammalia; Chiroptera; Vespertilionidae
Source: the annotation of a GenBank genome assembly
AUGCAUGUGCGGUCCCCGGCCCCAGGCGGAGGUGGAAAAGUGCCCAGCAGGGGCCUCGAGGGGUGUCCCCACGAUACUCCUCUGCCCACAAGUUGUGGGGGUGAGGAGGUGUGGUGUUCUGUCCCAGGAACGGGGCUGCCCACCUGGCAUGCUCAACCUUACCCACACCCUGCCCCCUGGGCUGGGCUGGGCAGACUGCAGGGAUCUGAGGUGGGCACCAGCCAGGGAAGAGAUCCAGGCUUGGCUCCCGCCUGCGAGCUUAAAGCUGAUGCACUUUUCACGUCUCAAGUCUUCCACGUAGCAGCUUUACUUAACCCACGUCCGUGUCAUAUCUAA